Molecule: messenger RNA, 1162 nt
Organism: Cornus florida
Lineage: Eukaryota; Viridiplantae; Streptophyta; Magnoliopsida; Cornales; Cornaceae
Exons: 3
Coding region: 1-690 (229 amino acids)
Biological process (GO): protein ubiquitination
Cellular component (GO): cytoplasm
Molecular function (GO): ubiquitin protein ligase activity
Source: RefSeq, a predicted model, not a curated record
AUGAGAAGAGUAGCAAAUCAUCAGCACAAAUGCAGGCUUCAUAUUGCUCCAUCGUUGUGGAUGGAUCUUGUUGAAUGGAUAACGAAUCGUUGUCGAAGAGGGGACCUCAGAUCCUCUGUGAACAAAUUAGUCCUCUCCACGGCCAUCAACAGAAUUUGGCAAGAAUGCAACAGAAUCUUCACAAGCCAAAGAUGCUCACAGAAUGCAAUCUUUAGGCAAAUCACAGACAUGGUGCGCCAAAAGUUGCUAUCUAUUAAGCAUGUUUUUCAUCCAGAUUGUAUCGUUCCGUGGCUUAGUAGGAGCAAUUCGUGUCCCUUGUGUCGGUACAAGUUACCGGCGGAGUUGAGAUUGGGGGAUGUGCAUGUGGAGGGGUGGGGUGAGGAUCAGGAGAGUGGUUUUCAUGAUGCAAUGUUAAGGAAUGGGUUUGUUCAGGCAAGGAUGCGGUCGUCUUCGUCGUGUAACGGGCAGAUUGGGAGUGGUUUGGAGGCGGCUGGAAAUAGUGAGGACUCGGUUUCAAGCCCUUUGGUGCAAAGGAAGAGUGAUGCUACAGUCUUUUUGUAUAUGUACUGUCUCUUUGGAAAGUCUCUUCUGGUUAAUUCACUUCAAUUAUCCCGAACAAGAUGCAAAUUUGGACCUGAAGACAACACUACUAUCACUCUGCAGUCUGCAUGGGUCUUUCUCUAUAGUUGAGCAGCAGAUAAAAUUCGAAUAUAAUUGAUUCACCUCUGAAUAAAAUUCAAAGUCAUCCAUACAGAUUGAGCAGGAUCUAGGGCAAGAAUUGGAUGAAGAAACAGCAAAAAAUUUGAGGAUUGGUAGCGAAUCGAUGCAAUCGACGAUGGAGUUCAAGUGGUCUUCGUCGUCGAUGUAGUUGGAGGUGUGGAAUUGGUGGGUUCGGGUAGGGUUUGGAGGGUGAGAACCGUGUCUUGAGAUAGAAAUUCGUAUAUGUGGAGUAGGGUUUGGUCUGGUAGUGGCGGAGCCGCCGUUGAUGGUGGUGAUGGUGGAACGACAAGUAAUGGUUAUAUUGACGUGUCUUUUACUUCUUGAUUUCAUGUGUGUACAUAUAAGUUAUUGGAAAAGUCUUUUUAGCUAUUUUAGCCAUUUACGCUUUUGGAUGUAAAUGUCCUCUUCUAAUAUCAAAUAUAAAGAAAUUUUUUCUUGCUCA